Messenger RNA from Sebastes umbrosus (honeycomb rockfish), 1842 nucleotides. RefSeq names its product homeobox B5b (gene hoxb5b). The coding region runs from base 1 to 906 and encodes 301 amino acids. Gene Ontology annotation, biological process: anterior/posterior pattern specification; regulation of transcription by RNA polymerase II. The record is from RefSeq and is a predicted model, not a curated record. NCBI's taxonomy places the organism in Eukaryota, Metazoa, Chordata, Actinopteri, Perciformes, Sebastidae. The transcript is spliced from 2 exons. Gene Ontology annotation, molecular function: DNA-binding transcription factor activity, RNA polymerase II-specific; RNA polymerase II cis-regulatory region sequence-specific DNA binding. Gene Ontology annotation, cellular component: nucleus.
AUGAGCUCUUACUUUGUAAACUCGUUCUCAGGGCGCUAUCCAAAUGGCUCCGACUAUCAGCUGCUAAAUUAUGGGAGUACCGGAGCGGCUGUGAGCGGCUCCUUCAGAGAGCCUGGCACCAUGCACUCCGGGGCUUUCGGCUACAACUACAAUGGCAUGGACCUGACAGUGAACCGGAGCACCAACAACGGCAGCAGCAACCACCACUUCGGUGCAGUGAGAGAGGAUGCCCGGGGAUUCGUGCAGGACGCCCGGUUCAGACAGACGCCCAGCUGCGCGCUCUCCUCUCCAGAACCGGUGGCGGUGCAGCCGGUGCAGAAUCCGUGCGCAACGGCCAACCGGGAUGCUCUGGAACUUAAAAACCCAUCUCCUCCUGACGACCGGAGCUCGACCUCCAGUGGCAACAACAAUCUCAACAAAAACAACAACAACAACGCUCAUUUCACGGAGAUAGAGGACGCAACCGGCGCCUCUGAGACCGAGGAAGGAGCGCACAGCAGCGGCGGCUCCAGCAGCGCACCUCGGCAGCAGAACCAGACCCAGAACCAGCAGCAGCAGCAGCACCAGGACCACAAUGCAACCUCUUCAACUCCAACAGCAAAUGAUUGCCAAUCACCACAAAUAUUCCCCUGGAUGAGGAAACUGCACAUAAGCCAUGAUAUGACUGGACCUGAUGGGAAAAGGGCCCGAACCGCGUACACCCGGUACCAGACUCUGGAGCUGGAGAAAGAGUUUCACUUCAAUAGGUACCUGACCAGGCGGAGGAGGAUAGAGAUAGCUCAUGCUCUGUGUCUCUCCGAAAGACAGAUCAAAAUCUGGUUUCAGAACCGCAGGAUGAAGUGGAAGAAGGACAAUAAACUGAAAAGCAUGAGUCUGGUAACAGGAGGCAGCGCCUUCCACAACUGAAUCACUUUUUUUUUUUUGGGGGGGAGUUAAAAAAAAUAAUAAUAAUUAAACAAAAAAAAAAGGAAUAAAAAAAAAGAAUCCAUGAGUACUGUAAAAGCUAUUUGAAAAGCGCAGCACCUUCCAGCAUGCUAUUGUGAUAUAGAAGAAGAAGUAUUCUGUGGUCUUAAAAAUGCAUUUUUAGUUUCCUGUUGUUGUGAUAGCUUAGGUGGAAAAAAAUAAGAUGUAAAUAUUAAUUCUGGGUAUUAAUUGUCCAUGCUUCUUGCUCUCUUUCUCUCUCUUGAAAGUGUUUCAACUUGAGCUCUUUAUUGUGACUUCUUCUUGACGGUCUAACAGGAGUAAAAAUUCAUUGUACAGUUAAAAAGAAAAAAAAAGUUUCCAAACCAUAUGCUGCUCUUCAUUGAAUGUAAACCUAAUGUACCAUUCAAAGCGCUUUAGUGUCAGUUUUACUGCUAUUUCUGAUGGUUAUCUUGUGGCCAGAUCCAUACAGUUCCAAGCCAAUGUGUAGCUUUAGGAUAUUUUGUGCAACUUAUUAUUAUUAUUAUUAUUAUUAUUAUUAUUAUUAUUGUUUAGAAUAAUUAUGAAGCAAUGCAAAUGUAUUCAACCUGUCAAUGUGAUAAAAUUUUUAGUGCAAAGGGUUAUUCUGUGGAUAUAUAGGCAAAGUGAUUGUGAGCUUUUUUCGCCAAUAAGCUUUUUGUAUUUGUAAGUGAACUCAUAGCGCUUGGAAAUAAAAAGUUUCUCUCAAUUGCUUUGUCUCGACUCAAGUAAAUAAAGUCACGUAUAGCUUUAAACUCACUAAUGAUUAACCUGCGAGAAUUAUAAAAGUGUCACAUGAACAACAACAGACAAAGUGACAGAGAAAAACAUAACUUUUGUCAAACUUACCUCCUGUGAUUCUCCUGCAGCGAGAUGUUUGUGCCAUGUGGGAAAUAUGUUGGU